GAAAGAUCUGAAUCAUUCUCCUCUCUGUUUCCACCUCACGAAAUAGACCACAACCAAACAGGAACUUGGUUUGUUUUUCUGACUCAUUAUUCUCCUGUUCGCCGGGAACUUGAUCUGAUUCUUACACCUUUCGUCGGUGAUUUGCGCAUUCCGAGGAGAAAGGAAUCGGCAUCCACUUUUUGUUCGAAUCUCGAAAACCACUUGGCGUACUGUGAAUUCACAGCUGUUUUGCUUUCUGUUUCUGUUUUCUUUUCUCCGAUCUCUCUUCUUUGUUUCUGCAAUCUGUUCCUCGGCGGUGAAAAUGGCGAGGCGUGGAUAUAAGCUGCAGGAGUUUGUGGCUCAUUCAGCGGAUGUGAACUGUCUAUCUAUGGGAAAGAAGCGGUGUCGCCUUUUGAUUACUGGUGGGGAUGAUAACAAGGUCAAUCUUUGGGAAAUUGGGAAACAUAAUUCUUUAAUGAGUUUUUGUGGUCAUACAAGUUCAGUUGAAUCUGUAGCUUUUGAUUCAGAAGAAGUCUUGGUGCUUGCUGGGUCAUCUUCUGGUGUGAUAAAGCUCUGGGAUCUGGAAGAAGGAAAGAUGGUUCGAGGUCUUACUGGACACAGAUCCAAUUGCACCUCUGUGGAAUUUCAUCCGUUUGGUGAAUUCUUUGUGACUGGAUCUAUGGACACAAAUUUGAAGAUCUGGGAUAUCAGAAAAAAGGGAUGCAUUCACACCUACAAGGGCCACACACGAGGCAUUAAUACUAUCAGGUUCACUCCUGAUGGUCGCUGGGUAGUUUCUGGGGGAUUUGAUAAUACUGUAAAGGUGUGGGAUCUAACUGCUGGAAAGCUAUUGCAUGAUUUCAAAUUCCAUGAAGGACAUAUCCGUUCCAUAGACUUCCAUCCCCUUGAAUUUCUCCUUGCCACAGGUUCAGCAGACAGAACUGUUAAAUUUUGGGAUUUAGAAACAUUUGAAUUGAUUGGAUCUACCAGAGCGGAGGCUGCUGGGGUUCGCAAACUUACCUUCCAUCCUGAUGGAAGAACCCUUUUAUGUGGAUCAGAUGAUGUUUUAAAGGUUUAUUCAUGGGAGCCUGUAUUUUGUCAUGAUUCUGUUGAUAUAGGAUGGUCAACACUUGGUGACCUUUGCAUCCAUGAAGGAAAACUUUUGGGUUGCUCAUACUAUCAAAAUUCCGUUGGAGUUUGGGUAGCAGAUGUUGAGCAUAUUGAGCCAUAUGGAGGUCGAACUAUACCUGAACAAAAUGACUGCAUGGAGAAGAAAUGUGAUCUCAAUGGAAGUCACUCUAUGGAGAAAGUAGGGAUUGGUUUGAGGUCAACUUUGGGCUUAUGCUCUAGGUCUCCUGAUGAUGAGACAAAUGAUAUAAAAAACAUAUAUGUAGAUACUACUGCUGGACGUCCUGUUGCUUCACAGAGAGUUGGCUCUUUAAAUUCUCCAAAAUUGAUACCCCUGUUGGAUCCCAAUGAGAUAAGUAAUUUGCCUGCAGAGAAACAGAGUUCUGUAGUAGAGAUUCCCCUAAAAUCUAGUGCACAAGCAGUUGACAAGUCGAUCAUUGUGCCUAGCAUUGUACCUAGGAAUAGUCCUGUUGAGAAAGACUCUUCCAAAUCUGGAAGAGAAUCUAUCGCCUUUUCAAGGACAAAACCUGGUAUGUUGCUCAGACCUGUUCAUGCCAGGCAGCUAUCUAAUAGCAAGUAUGAAGUUGAAAAGCUGUCAGCAACAUCCGAGUUUGACACUUUGAGCAACACAAAAUGUAAUUUAGAUAGUGAGAGGCAUCUGAAUUCUGAAACAAAAAUCAUAGAAGAGGAUGGAGCUACAAAAUCCUGUGACGAUAAAUGUUCAGGCAUCAAAGGUGGUAUUGAAAAGUUUGAAAAGACUUUAUCACUACAGGCAACUCAUAAUCAAGAAACCAGUAAUGAUUUUCAUGAUUGCAACAAAGAUACAAACUCAGUCAAAUUUGUAAAUGGAGUGGCAGUUGUUCGUGGAAGAACACGUUCUCUGGUUGAGAGGUUUGAAAGAAGAGAGAAAUUUAAUAGCGAUGAAAGUGAGACAACUGUCAUCACACCUCGUGUGACAUCUGAAACAGAUAGAACCUUAACCAUGAUGAAAGCAGAGCCUCAAAUUGAAAGGCAGUUGGUGUCAACUGGUGACCAAAAUAUUACUGAAAGUUGUCUUUCUGAAUCUGGAAGGGAAUCGCAAUCGCCUUCUCGUGAUGGACCCAUUAUUGGAAAUCAAGUUACUACAACAGAAUCAAGCUUUGUGAAUGACAGGAAGGUUACUCCCAUCACCGAGGGGCAAUUGACCCCUGCCGGUAAUGAAAGUAUUGCUGAAAGUCAAUUUUCUAAAAGGGAUUCAACAUCUACUGGUGGUAGGACCAGUCUUGGAAGUAAAAGUACAAGAAAGGAAUUAACAUUAACCAAUGACAGGAAGGUUACUAUUACAGAGAGUCAAAUUUCUAGAGAGGGAUCUAACUCUUCCCGUAAUGAGAUCAUAUCAAGAAGUCAAAUUGGUAGACAGCGACCUAGCUUUGCUAAUGAUAGGAAAGUUACCAUUACAGCAAUUCAUGGUUCUAGAAGGGAAUCAGCCUCUCCUGGAAAUGGGACUGUUCUUGCAAGUCAAGUUCCUAGAAUGAGAACAACCUUUGCCACUGACAGGAAAGUUACUAUUACUGAGAGUCAAAGUUCUAGAAGGGAAUCAACCCUCGCUGGUGAUGAGACCUUAUCUGGAAAUCAAAUUUGUAGACCACGAUCUAACUUUGCCAGUGAUAGAAAAGUUUCUGCUUCUGAAAUUCAAAUUUCUUUAUGGGAAUCAACCUCUCCUGGCAAUGGGACUGUUCUUGUAAGUCAAGUUACCGAAAUGGGAUCCACUAUUGCUUCUGAUAAGAAGGUUAUGUCUAGUGAAAGUCAAAAUUCUAGAAGGGAUAUGGUCUCUGCUAAUGAUCGAAAUGUUGAAGGGGACCUUGUCUAUGCUAAUGACAGAGAUAUUACUGAAAAAUUGAUGGAGACUCACGAUGCAUUCUUAAGCACUCUAUGCUGCCGCUUAACCAAACUGCAGGUGGUAAGGCAUUUUUGGGAGCGGAAUGACAUUAAAGGUGCCAUCAGUGCCUUGCAGAAGCUGCCAGAUCAUUCUGUGCAGGCAGAUGUCAUCAGUGUUCUCAUGGAGAAAAUGGAGAGUUUCACCUUGGAUCUCUUUUCGUGCUUGCUUCCUGUGCUAAUGAGCAUGCUGGAUAGCCAAAUGGAGAGGCAUGUAUGUGUCUCGUUGGAGAUGGUUCUGAAGCUUGUUGCAGUUUUUGGUCCAGUAAUACACUCAACCAUUGCAGCGCCUUGUGUUGUUGGUGUUGAUCUUCAUGCUGAGCAGAGACAAGAAUGGUGCAAUCAGUGCUUCAUGCAACUACAAAAGAUUCAGAAACUUCUUCCAGCAAUCGCAAGGAGAGGCGGAUUGUUAGCAAGAAGUGCUCAGGAAUUGAAUCUAGUUCUACAACAAUCAUAAUCAAUGCUGCCUUGGGAACCAUCUCUAAGGCACAAAACAAUGGCUUGGCUGGUACUCCGAACAACAGGAUACCAUGUAUGCGAGGCUUUUUACAACUUGCCUCUCAUACUGCAAAAUUUCACAAUUUUGCCUCGCUACUUCCCGAACAUUCUAAUGCCAUCCUCACAUCCAUCAGCAGUGCGAGCACUAGCAUGAGUUGGUCCCUUGUAGCUCUAACUGAUCAAGGAUGGAAGAAGAUGCCUAGUGAAUCGCUGAAUCUCAGUGUUUGUUUUGGGUUCUACGCAGCAAUAUCCCUGCUAUCAUUCUUUGAUUCAUGAUAUUGUUAUCAGUAUCAUUCAAAAUUCAUGUAAUCAUGCGGCAAUGCAAAUGUGUACUGCACUUCCAAUAUUCAAUAAAAUAUGACAAGGAGGCAAAUCAUUCAUCUGGCGGGAUGCAUGAUACUUGACUUGUCUUUAGGCAUAGACUACUAGGAUUCCCUACGCCGCAUAUAUGUUUGAAAAGGGUAGUUCGAAUUGUAUCCCUCAUUCAUCUUUUGCAGGGACCCUCCACUAAUGAAAAUGAAGGAAUGUGUUCAGGCCAAUCAAGCAGCAUUCUUGGAUUUUGCCGAAUCAUCUUUUGCUUUUGGAGUGAACAUAAUUUAAGAAUCCAAUGACUCUUUUUUCGUUUAUGUACCUAUUUGGUGUUGUGGUGUGGGGAUUAAGGGUGCCUUUUAUAUUGCAGUGAAGUGGUAUGAUUAUAAUUGUAAUUGUAAUUAUAUUAAAUUAUAUUAUAUUAU
This is a messenger RNA of Rubroshorea leprosula, 4253 nucleotides long. NCBI's taxonomy places the organism in Eukaryota, Viridiplantae, Streptophyta, Magnoliopsida, Malvales, Dipterocarpaceae. The record is from the annotation of a GenBank genome assembly.